Molecule: messenger RNA, 1833 nt
Organism: Carica papaya (papaya)
Lineage: Eukaryota; Viridiplantae; Streptophyta; Magnoliopsida; Brassicales; Caricaceae
Product: PIF / Ping-Pong family of plant transposase
Source: RefSeq, a predicted model, not a curated record
UGGCGGUUUUCCGGGCACCCACCCAGCUCCGACAGGGGAAAUGCUUUUCUGACUGUAACAGCCCAAAAUCUUCGUCUUCAUCUUCCUCACGAGGAACCUUGAAAAGACCAGAAAGAAAACAAACUGUUGUGUGGAUUUAUGAAGCACUUUUCAGUAAGCUAUUUAUGCAGUAUGGUUGCUUAAUUUAGGUAUAGAGGAAGGUGAUAGAGGAAGAGAUGGAUCGGACUUUCUUGUUGAUGCUAUCAAAUCUCCUCCACCUCCAUAACUCACUCGACCCUACAAGCUCUUUUCUCUCCCCUUCUUCCACUUCUCCUUCUUCAUCUUCUUCUUCCUCCUCCUUUCCUUCUUCUUCACCUUCUUCGAUCCUCUCCUCCUCCGCCGCAGCUCCUAUUUUGUUCUUCACCCUCGCUUCUGUCCUCUCCUUUUUGGCUUCCUCCAAAGCAUCGACUUCUUCUUCUCCUUCGUUACGCUCCAAUUCCUCCAAUUCCCCUUCUCCUUCCCCUCCUUCAUCGGACUACUCUGUCUCCGCCUUCCGAGCGCUUUCCACCGACCAUAUCUGGUCAAUCGAUGCUCCUCUCCGGGACGCUCAGUGGCGGUCCUUGUACGGCCUCUCCCACCCGGUUUUCACCACCGUCGUCGAUAAGCUCAAGCCCUUCAUUGCUGCUUCCAAUUUGUCUCUCCCCUCAGACUAUGCUGUCGCCAUGGUCCUCUCCCGCCUUUCUCAUGGCUUCUCUGCCAAAACCCUGGCUUCCCGCUACUCACUCGACCCUUACCUCAUUUCCAAGAUCACCAACAUGGUCACCCGCCUCCUCGCCACGAAGCUCUACCGUGAAUUCAUAAAGAUUCCUGUCGGCAGGCGCAGAUUGAUUGAAACCACGCAGGGUUUCGAGGAGCUGACGUCGCUUCCCAACGUGUGUGGCGCCAUUGAUGGAAGCCCGAUUAAGAUCCGCGGCUUGAAUCUGGAGAGAACAGGGAACAAACUCUACAAAUGCCGAUAUGGUUAUGACUCGGUUUUACUCCAGGUCGUCGCCGACCACAAGAAGAUCUUCUGGGAUGUGUGCGUAAAGGCUCCCGGCGGGGCCGACGACGCCGCCCAUUUCAGGGAUAGUUUGCUGUAUAACAGGCUUACAUCCGGCGACAUUGUAUGGGAUAAGAUGAUCAAUGUGAGAGGUCACCAUGUGAGGCCGUACGUAGUUGGGGACUGGUGUUAUCCUCUGCUAUCCUUCCUGAUGACACCAUUUUCGCCCAAUGGGACCGGGUCCCCUGCACAGAACCUGUUCGACGGAAUGCUGAUGAAAGGCAGGUCUGUAGUUGUAGAUGCGAUUGGCUUGCUCAAAGCAAGGUGGAAGAUUCUUCAGAGCUUGAACGUGGGUCUUAACCAUGCGCCGCAGACAAUCGUCGCUUGCUGCGUCUUGCAUAAUUUGUGCCAAAUUGCUCGUGAGCCAGAACCGGAGCUGUGGAAGGAUCCAGACGAGGGUGGGCCGCUGCCCAGAGUACUCGAGAGCGAGAAGCAGUUUUACUAUUAUGGUGAAAGCUUGAGACAGGCAUUGGCUGAUGAUCUGCACCAAAGGCUUUCAGCCAGAUAAAACUGGUACCUUAGAAAAAGAUGGUCAAUUACUGGAUUUCCUUGUGAGGCUAUAAGCUUUUCUGGUAACUCUUGAUCUUGAUCUGAGCAAUAAGAAUAUGAUUUGAGAGGCUUCUUACUCAUAUUCUAAUUUCACCUUUUAUAGUAAGAAUUAAAAGUAGAUUCAGCGGAAGUAAAUUUCACGUGUAGUGUAUUUCUUGUACUUGACUGGGAAAGAAUCAAACUUGCUGACCUUAUUUUGUUUUGAA